AUGAGUUUUUCAGAUGAUUCAGAGGAUGAAGAGGAAAUCAAAAAGAGACUUUAUGCAGAUCUAGAUUAAGUGUCAGUCAAUGAUAAUUAGACUGAACGAAGUUUUAUAUUUGAAUAACAUAAUUAUGAAACUCAUGAUUAUAAGUAAUCAAAAAUUUGGUUAGAGUUUAUGAAUCAAAAUAAGUAGAGAGAAGAAAUGUUGGAUAAGAUUGAGAAUGAUAUUUAAUUGAUGAAGUAAAUUAAUCAAGGAAAUUAAUGUAUUGAAAUUGAAGAUUAUAAUGGUGAUCAUCUUAAAGUAGAACUUAAUGAUUAAUUACCUAAUGAGAUUAUUACUUAAAUCAAAGAAUAACCAUAAUAAAAAAUCAUAUUACAUGAAGAAAUCUUGCUGCAAUAAUAACCUACACCAAUCUAAGAAUUAUAAAAGUCUAGUACUUCAUUUACAUAAACAAAAAACUAAAUUCGAGCUCCAUCUGCUAAAUAAACAAAACCUAAUAAAUAAAAUCUAUAAGAUUAAAAAUUAGAAUAAAUGCAUCAAUAAAGAGAGAUGAUGCUAAUGGAAAUUGAAGACAAUUAUUCUAGAGAAUAUUAGGAUUAUUGGAUAAAAUAACUCUUUAAAAAUAGACUCUAUAAUCUACCUGAAGAGUUUCCUGCCUUAAAACCCAUAUCAUUUACUGUCAAAAUACCAGAUUUCAAUAUUCCUAUUUUUAAAACUCCUUCAAUUUAAAUACCUUAAAUAUUAGAUUUAGUAGAUGAGAAUCUAGCUCCUAGUAAUACAAAAGAGUUAGUUUUUACAAGAUUAUAGAAUAUAAAGUUUUAAAAAUUGAAAUAUAUUGAAACACAAUUAGAAAUAAAACCAAACAAAGAACUCUAAUAAUUAUAAUAAAUUGACUCUGAACUCAAAUAUAAUAUUGUCUAUUAAGAUUUCUUAAAAAAUCAAUAGUAAUUAGUAUUGAGUGAUAGUAUUGAAGAUAUUUAUUGGAAAAAAGUGAAUAAUCUACAUCAAGAAUUAAUGAAUAUGUAAAUAUAUUUAAUAGUUUAGGAUUAAUAAGUUAAUCUCAAAAUUUCCUAGAUAUAAUCCUUAUCGAUCUCCUUUUACUGAAUAUGAAUAACCUAAAACUAAUUUAGAUAACAUUAGUAUUGUAGAUGAUAAUUCUAACUUAAACUUAUUUCAAUAAUAUAUUCAAAAUAAUCAAGUAUCUAAAUUUACCAGAAAAUUAGAAAUAAAACUUGAAAAUUUAACAACACUUGAUGGAAUUUAAGAAAUGAAAGAUAUAAGAAAAGUUAUAUUAUCUUGCAAUCAACUUAAUGAUCUUACUCCACUUUCUGCAUUAAAUAAUUUAAUUGAAGUGGAUUUAUAAUAAAAUAAUAUUCAAUCAUAUCAUCAAUUAGGUAAAUUAAGUAAUUUAAGAAUACUACGUCUUGAAAUGAAUCAUAUUCAAGAAAUGAGUAAACUUUCAAAUUGUAUAUUCUUAGAAGUUUAUUCUUUAAAAGGCAAUAAAAUUCAUUAAAUGACUAAUUUAGAAAAUUUAGAAUUCUUGAAGCAAUUAUACUUAUAUAAAAAUUAAUUAAAGAAUAUAGGAAAUUUAUCAAAAUGUUUUAUAUUAGAAAUUCUUGAUUUAAGUUCAAAUUAAAUAGAAAUUGGAUUGAAUGAGAACCCUUUAAAAAAUAAUUAAUGUUUACGUAAAUUAAUCCUUACUAAAAAUAAAAUAUAACAUUUACCUGAAAUGAGAUUACUGUUAUUGAAUGAAUUAUAUUUGAAUAAGAACAAACUUGAAUCAUUAGAUGGAAUAGUUUAUUUACCCUCAUUAUAGGUAUUCUAUUAUUUUAUAAGAUUUUAUAAGUUUAAGAUAAUCAAUUAUAGACUUGUUAUGAUACCGAAUAUUCAAUCUCUUACAUGCCUAAUAUUUAAUAAAUUGAUUUAUCUGGUAACAGAAUUCAAUCCUUUGGUACCAUAAUCAAUUUUAUAUAAAGAUGUAAUGAAUUAAAAUAAAUCAACUAUCUUGAAAAUCCAUUUUUGCUUGGUUUAUCUGAAGUAUUAAUUAUAACUUAUUUUAGGAAGUAUUUUAAUUGUAUCGAUACAUGUUAAUUAUUAACUGCCCAUAGUUGAUAGAAGUCAAUCAAGCCAUUUUAAAUAAAAAGGAUUAAGAAUUUUUAAAAGAUAAAUUUUAUGGUUUUUUAGAACCUCCAUAGAGAAGAUCAUAAUAAUUAGAAUUGGAAAGAAGUUUCAAUAAAUUAAUCAAUCAAUUAAAUAACAAUACUCAAAUAAUGCAUAAGAUUAAUGGAUUAGAAUAAAGGAAAAUAACUAAAAUUCAUCCUUUCACUUAUACAGAGAGAUUUAAGAUUAUUCAAAUUUUAAAUGAUUUAACAUUCAUUAAGAACAACUUUUAAAUCAAUAUUGAUGUUGAUAAAGAAAUAUCUGAUUUUAAUUUAAAAUAUCAGAAAUCACUUUUUAAGGUUUAAUCUUUAUUAAUUAAAUGGAUUUACAAAUACAAAAAAAGAUAAAAAUAUUAUAAAUCAAAAUUAAAUUAAUUGAUUAUUGUUUAAUCCUUAAUAAGAGGAUAUUUAGCAAGAAAUUAACCAAAAGUAAAAUAAUUUAGAUAGAAAAAUAAUAAAAAGAAAUUGCAUAUAUAUGCUAUUAGAAUUUAGAAGUUUUGGAGAGGAUACAUUAUAAGAAAAAGAUUAAGAGAUAGAAUGAAAAAUAUUAAGUUUGAAGAUAGUGAAUUAGAUGAUAUGGGUGAUUUUGAUGAUGAUUUUUUAAAAUAAGAUAUUGAUCUUAAUUUUGACCUUAGAAUUCCUUAAGGAUUAGACUUAUAGUAAAUUUUCAAAUAAAGCCAAAAUUAACAUCAAUUAUUAUAAUAAUAAAUUACUUAAUAAGCACAAUAAAAAGUUUAAUAAUAAUAAUAAUAGCCAAUUAAAUAAUCAUCUUCUAGCACUAAGAAACCAUAGAAUAAUGUAGAAACUUAGAUGAGAACUUCUCAUUUAUCAGGAACUUAAUCAUAAACUUAAAUGGGACAAAGUAAAUACAGUGAAAAAACUACCAAGACAGAUUCACUACCAACUAUUGGAGAACAUACUAAAGUAACAAUUAUCAUAGAUUAUUUAUUAGAAAAUAAUGCAAAAUUGGAACUUUAAAGAUCCUGCAGUGGCCUACACAAUUGCAUGCAAAUUGCAAAAGGAAUAGAAAAGAAAAAAUAAAGCUAAAGAACUAACUGCUUAGGAGAGAUUAGAGAGAUUUAAGAAACAUUGA
Paramecium pentaurelia is the source of this 3246-nucleotide messenger RNA. NCBI's taxonomy places the organism in Eukaryota, Ciliophora, Oligohymenophorea, Peniculida, Parameciidae. The record is from the annotation of a GenBank genome assembly.